CUUAGAGUUGUGUCUACAGUAAAAAUAAGCCACACAGGAAGAGACCCAUUGUCACUUACACUUCAGUCUGUUCACACAGUCGGCAGCCAGUCGACAUGGAGGUCACAGCUCUCUGCAUCAGACUGUUGAUGAAUGUGUUAUUCCUGCUGUGUGAUCAGAAAGUUGAUUCAGUGUCUCUUCGUGUUGAACCAAACAAACUGCAGUUCUUUCAAUAUGACAACGUAACUUUCCAUUGUGAGGGAACACAUGGUUGGUAUGGAUGGAAAGUGGCACAUAAGGUCAAAAAGGAUUUCCAAUGUCAACCUACAACUGAGUCGUACUGCGUCAUUAAAGAUAUUUAUCCAGAGGAGGGUGGAGAGUACUGGUGUGAGGAUGGAAACGGGAAGAGAAGCGACAGCAUCAACAUCACUGUCACUGCUGGUUCUGUGAUCCUGGAGAGUCCUGCUCUUCCUGUGACGGAGGGAGACGUCGUGACUCUGCGAUGCAGAAACAAGAACACUUCCUCCAACCUCCUAAGUGGUUUCUAUAAAGAUGGCGUCCUCAUCAGGAACAGCUCUACAGGAGUGAUCACCAUCUGCAGAGUUUCAAAAUUUGAUGAAGGACUCUACAAGUGCAAAACCUCUGGAGAAUCAGCAGAGAGCCGACUGACUGUCAGAGAAACAUUAUCCCCGUCGUGCUGAUGGCUCCUCUGCUGCUGCUGCUGGGACUGCUUCACUGUGGGAACCUCAGAGGGUCUUGCAGCAGAUGUGUCAUGUGACACAUGAAGAUUCUCACAGUCCACAGAGACAGUCUGCAAACCACAGCUCUUUUUAUUUCUACAUGUAUCAUUUCUCCUUGAUCAGAACUCUGACAAAGCGUUGUCAGACUGACCACAGCAUCUCUACGCCUCUAUGAACAGACUCUGUGGGUUUGAAAUGUGCCGCAUCAGGUCUCACUUUCUGCUUGUAUUUUCUACCUACAAUGCAAAGUAUAACUGUGUUAUGACCAUAUUGUGUUGCAGCCUCAUGUACAGAUAUAUAACUAUGUGAACCUGCAUCAAACUGUUUUGAUUAAAACGUGUAAUAAAAUGU
Messenger RNA from Larimichthys crocea (large yellow croaker), 1070 nucleotides. RefSeq names its product high affinity immunoglobulin gamma Fc receptor I-like. The record is from RefSeq and is a predicted model, not a curated record. Gene Ontology annotation, molecular function: transmembrane signaling receptor activity. The transcript has 6 exons. The coding region runs from base 96 to 680 and encodes 194 amino acids. Lineage: Eukaryota; Metazoa; Chordata; Actinopteri; Sciaenidae. Gene Ontology annotation, cellular component: external side of plasma membrane. Gene Ontology annotation, biological process: immune response; cell surface receptor signaling pathway.